AUGUCCAUGGCAGAUGCUGCAUUGCAGCCUCUGCAGGGCCAGCUUCUGGGAACCGCUUCCUCCCACUCCUCGGGGACCACUUCUCUGGCUCUGUUGGGACUGUUUCAUGGCUGGAUGUUUGGAUCCCAUGACCUUAAGUUUCUCAACAGCUCCAUUGCUUCUCGAUUCAGGAGUGAUUUUUCUUGCUUGGGCACAUUCUAUCUACUGUGCUUUGAUUCCUUCCCGAAGAAACAUCAGUGCCAGAUUGAGGCUUCCUGUUCAUCUUCUUCACCUGGUGUAUAUGAAAAACAGCUGUUGAAGCCUCAGACGAUACAGCAGACUCUCCAGAGGACACUGCAGUAUUAUGAGCACCAAGUUAUUGGUUACAGGGAUGCAGAAAGGAAUUUCCACAAUAUCUCUAACAGAUGCUCCUAUGCAGACCAUUCCAACAAAGAGGGUAUUGAAGACGUCUCAGGAAUCCUUCAAUGCACUGCUAAUAUACUCGGUUUGAAGUUUGAGGAACUUCAAGAAAGAUUUGGUGAGGAGUUCUUUAAUAUAUGCUUUGACGAGAAUGAGAGAGUCCUUCGAGCUGUAGGUGGCACUUUGCAGGACUUUUUUAAUGGCUUUGAUGCUUUGUUGGAACACAUCAGAACUUCCUUUGGGAAACAGGCCACGCUGGAGUCCCCAUCGUUCCUGUGCAAGGAGCUCCCCGAGGGUGCCCUUCUGCUUCACUACUUCCGUCCUCACCACGUUGUGGGCUUUGCAAUGCUGGGCAUGAUCAAGGCUGCAGGAAAGAAGAUCUACCGGCUGGACGUGAGCGUGGAGCAGGUGGCCAAUGAGAAACUGUGCUCCGAUGGUUCGAACCCAGGCAACUGUAGCUGUCUUACCUUCCUCAUCAAAGAAUGUGACAAUACUGAUGCCAUGAAGAACCUUCCCCGGGGAGCCUCCCGAGUCCCUGCGGACCUCAGAAUCAGCAUCAGCACCUUCUGCAGGGCCUUCCCUUUCCACUUGAUGUUCGACGCCCACAUGUCCGUCCUGCAGCUGGGGGAAGGCCUGCGGAAGCAGCUGCGUUGCGACACCCACAAAGUGCUCAGGUUUGAGGACUGCUUCGAGAUCGUUUCUCCAAAGGUCAGUGCCGCCUUUGAGAGGGUCCUGUUGCGACUGUCCACCCCGUUUGUGAUCAGGACCAAGCCUGAGGCUUCUGGCACUGAAAAUAAAGACAAGGUGAUGGAAGUCAAGGGACAGAUGAUCCAUGUUCCAGAGUCAAAUUCCAUCUUAUUCUUGGGCUCUCCAUGUGUGGACAAGUUGGAUGAACUCAUGGGCCGAGGGCUGCAUCUCUCAGACAUCCCUAUCCAUGAUGCCACCCGAGAUGUCAUUCUGGUUGGCGAGCAGGCCAAGGCCCAAGAUGGCUUGAAGAAGAGGAUGGAUAAACUAAAGGCGACCUUGGAAAGAACUCACCAGGCCCUGGAAGAAGAGAAAAAGAAAACAGUGGAUCUUCUGUAUUCGAUUUUCCCUGGUGAUGUAGCUCAGCAGCUGUGGCAAGGACAGCAGGUGCAGGCCAGAAAGUUUGAUGAUGUCACCAUGCUCUUUUCAGACAUUGUUGGCUUCACAGCCAUCUGUGCCCAGUGUACCCCCAUGCAGGUGAUCAGCAUGCUGAAUGAACUGUAUACCAGAUUUGACCACCAGUGUGGAUUUUUGGAUAUUUACAAGGUGGAAACAAUAGGUGAUGCAUACUGUGUUGCUGCAGGACUCCAUAGGAAAAGCCUCUGCCACGCUAAGCCCAUUGCUCUCAUGGCCCUGAAGAUGAUGGAACUUUCAGAAGAGGUGCUGACACCUGAUGGAAGGCCAAUUCAGGUAACCUUCUCUACAAUGUGGUUUGAGUAGUAGCAUGCCUUUAAGUGAAGGGGGCAAGAAAUUC
Herpailurus yagouaroundi (jaguarundi) is the source of this 1897-nucleotide messenger RNA. It is a transcript of the gene GUCY1A2, whose product is annotated as guanylate cyclase 1 soluble subunit alpha 2. NCBI's taxonomy places the organism in Eukaryota, Metazoa, Chordata, Mammalia, Carnivora, Felidae. Gene Ontology annotation, cellular component: guanylate cyclase complex, soluble. The transcript is spliced from 7 exons. Gene Ontology annotation, biological process: cGMP biosynthetic process; response to oxygen levels. The record is from RefSeq and is a predicted model, not a curated record. Gene Ontology annotation, molecular function: heme binding; guanylate cyclase activity. The coding region runs from base 1 to 1863 and encodes 620 amino acids.